This is a messenger RNA of Dibothriocephalus latus, 222 nucleotides long. The record is from the annotation of a GenBank genome assembly. Lineage: Eukaryota; Metazoa; Platyhelminthes; Cestoda; Diphyllobothriidea; Diphyllobothriidae.
GACGAUGGCUCCGUCGACGGUGAUGUGGAGAGCGGAGGUCGGGAACUGGGCGGGCCACCAACCGAUGAGCUGAUCCCCAUCUAUCGCCGAGAUAGCCAUUUGGAGGUGUACUGUGGCAGCCACCAGUAUCCUGGUUGUGGUGUCUACGUCUUCAAGUUUGACAAUUCCUUCUCUCUCUGGCGUUCCAAGUGGCUCUACUACCGAGUCUACUAUGGGAAGUGA